Rotaria sp. Silwood2 is the source of this 1689-nucleotide messenger RNA. NCBI's taxonomy places the organism in Eukaryota, Metazoa, Rotifera, Eurotatoria, Philodinida, Philodinidae. The record is from the annotation of a GenBank genome assembly.
AUGGACUGUAAACCAUAUCAUUUGAUCAAUCGAGCUGAACGUAUGGCUCUUAGACGUGCACAACAGCAUAUUAUUCAUCAAGCUGCUCUGGACAAUAUUUCUUUGCCAUUGAUUCAAAUGAAUAAAGUUCAAAAUGAUGAAAAAUUGGUUCACAGGAACAUUGAGACGAUUGAAGAUGUGCUUGAUACGGUAGAUCUCACUGAAUUUAAUCAACAACCAGAAAUAUUACCAACUACUAUAAUCGAUGGCGACUUUGUGUCCACGUCUUGUCCAAUUGUUGAUGAUGAUGCCAUUAGUGAAAACGAGUAUGAUGCAAAUAUUUCAGAUGAAACAAAUUAUAAAAAUUUCUUUUUUGAUUCUGAAACACCAUUACUUUCACCUUCUUCUACAGAAUUAGCAGUUCUCUUAUCUUAUUUUCGUCAUCGACAUAAAAUUACCAAAUCAUGUUUAACAGAUUUAUGUAAACUUUUGAGACGAUUAGGUAUUAAAAACGCUCCAGUUGAUUGCAGAGCAAUCGGAAAAAUAUUGGCUAAAGAUGAAGAAAGUUCUGUUACAGGAAAAAUGUUUAUGAUAUGUUCCAAAUGUUACACCAAAGGUACUAAUCCAGAUAAAUGUGAAAAUAAAGCGUGCACCGAUUAUCAACAUUUUUCAAUAACUCCAACAUCACUUAUUACAUUUAAAUUAUUACCACAAAUAACUUCUAUUUUGGAAAGACAGCCUGUCGAUGCAUUUAUUUCUUCAUCUAGUAAUCAAUUAACUGAUAUUACUAACACAUCUGCCUACAAAUCUUUAAUGAUGACUGAACGAGCUAUUGAAAAGAAUAGGCAAAUAAUUACCCUAUUAUUAAAUACUGAUGGAAUACUUGUUAAACAAAUUAAUCGUUCAAUUUGGAUUAGUUGUGUUGUUAUCAACGAACUCCCUAGACGUGUUAGAUUUAAACAAGAAAAUAUGGUUAUUUGUUCAGUAUCUUUAGGAGAACAAAAACCAAAAAAAGAAGCAUUUCAGUUGAUGAUUAGGGAUUGGGUCAACGAACUGGUUCAGUUAGAACAUGGAUUUUAUAUUUCACCUCCUCAUUUACGAAAACAAUUGAUUAAAGUGCAUGCUUAUUUACUAGCUGGUACAAUGGAUAAACCAGCACUUGCUUUGCUCUCGAACUUGAACGAUCCAACAGGCUUUUAUAGCUGCUCCCAUUGUAAAUCAGUGCCUACUCGAAAUGGUACAGUUAGAACCUUCAUUCGGCAGAAAUCUGAAAUUAUUCAUCUGCGAGACAACGAUUUAUAUGACAUACAUAUAAAAAAUCUUUCCGAUCGUCAUUAUUCCAAAGCUGUACCACGUGAAAAUGAUCUUUCUUGUGGUCAAAUGGGAAGUUGCUCUUUAAGACAACUAAAAUAUUUUCAGAUAGGCAAAUCAUUUUGCUCUGAUUCAUUACAUAACAUUUAUUCAGGCGUAUUCAGACGCCUUCUUACCUGUUGGUUUAAAUCUCGAGGAAAAAUAUACUCCAUUCACAAAUCAUUAUUUUCAAUAGAGAAAAUAUUGGACUCGAUGAAAUUCCCGUCAACUACGUAUCGUAUACCAUCUCGAUUAAGACAUUGGUCUACUUUCAAAGCAAAUGAGUAUCGUAUAACACUUCUGUUUGGUUAUAUGUAUGUUGAUCUAUUUUUUUAUAUAGUUGAAGAAAAUCCAUAUUGA